AUGAGCGCUGGCGGUAGCGACCUCGACAAAGCCAUUCAGCAACUCCGCGCAUGUCGACCUAUCCCUGAGAACCAAGUUCGAGAGCUAUGCUACAAAGCACGUGAGCUGCUUAUUGAAGAGGGCAACGUCGUGGCAGUCGAUGCGCCAGUAACGAUAUGCGGUGAUAUUCACGGACAGUUCCAUGAUCUCAUGGAGUUAUUCCGUGUUGGUGGAGACGUGCCAGACACAAACUAUCUCUUCAUGGGUGACUUUGUCGACCGCGGCUUUUACUCCCUCGAAUCCUUCCUCCUGCUUCUAUGCCUCAAAGUCCGAUAUCCAGACCGAAUAACACUCAUCAGAGGCAACCACGAAUCAAGACAAAUAACAACAGUGUACGGUUUCUAUGAUGAGUGCCUGCGGAAAUACGGAAGCGCAAACGUCUGGAGAUACUGCUGUGAAGUCUUCGACUACCUUGCUCUUGGAGCUCUUGUCCAAGGCGCUGCGACGUCCCUCCAAGCCACCGAUGGGCCCAUCGCAGAAUCCAGCAAUGCGGAAAAUAUGCCUGACAUUGACCAGGAUAUUGAGAUUGAGACUUUGAACGCAAGCGGCGAGGUCAUGUACCGCUACGCUCGCAACUCAGACUCCCACUCGAGCGCCGCAUCGCAAAUGAGCGGGAACUUGGGUUCGUCGUCGCCCGUCUCUCAAACUCCGGGACGCGUUGGCCCUGCAGGCACAGGCGCAACAUCCUCAGCCAACGGCUCUGCGCGCAACGAUACAGGCGCCAUCCUCUGUGUACACGGCGGUCUGUCACCCCUCGUUGAUUCAGUCGAUAAGAUCCGACUACUCGACCGAAAACAGGAAGUGCCCCACGAGGGGGCCAUGUGCGACCUCCUUUGGUCUGAUCCUGACGAGAUAGAUGGCUGGGGUCUAUCACCACGCGGCGCAGGUUUCUUGUUUGGUGCAGACAUUGUCAAGACUUUUAACCACAAGAACGAUCUUAGUCUUAUCGCAAGAGCCCACCAGCUCGUCAUGGAGGGAUUCAAGGAGAUGUUUGAUUCCACCAUUGUAACGGUUUGGUCGGCGCCCAACUACUGCUAUCGCUGCGGUAAUGUAGCCGCCAUCCUUGAGCUAGGCGAGGACGGUUCCAACGCCGGCUACCAGAGGAGAUCAAACGGAGAUAGAGGCGGAGGUGGUGGAGGCUGGGUUCUCGGCUCCAACGCUGGACCCAAUGGUGAGAGGCGCUUGAGCAAUAUGCUCAACGACAACUUCCAGAAGAACAGAGAUGGCCCAGGGCGAAGAUACCGCGUUUUUGAAGCCGCGCCCCAAGACUCUAGAGGUAUGCCGGCGAAGAAGCCCGUUGCGGACUACUUCCUCUAG
Molecule: messenger RNA, 1356 nt
Organism: Bipolaris zeicola 26-R-13
Lineage: Eukaryota; Fungi; Ascomycota; Dothideomycetes; Pleosporales; Pleosporaceae
Exons: 5
Coding region: 1-1356 (451 amino acids)
Biological process (GO): double-strand break repair via homologous recombination; peptidyl-serine dephosphorylation
Cellular component (GO): nucleus; cytoplasm
Molecular function (GO): protein serine/threonine phosphatase activity
Source: RefSeq, a predicted model, not a curated record